Didymodactylos carnosus is the source of this 2503-nucleotide messenger RNA. NCBI's taxonomy places the organism in Eukaryota, Metazoa, Rotifera, Eurotatoria, Philodinida, Philodinidae. The record is from the annotation of a GenBank genome assembly.
AUGAUUAGAUAUCUUUAUUUCUUUAUUGUAAUAUCAAUUGGUCUUUCUUCCGCAUUCUAUUUACCAGGCUUAGCACCAAACUUAUUUUGUAAACAACCAAGAGAUGAUUCACAUUGCAAGAUGGAAGUGGACGUGUUUGUUAAUAGAUUAGAUUCAGUUGAGUCUGUUUUACCAUAUGAAUACAGUUAUUUUGGUUUUUGUAAGGCAGAUGAAAAAGACACAUCCCCCGUAGAAAAUCUUGGCCAAGUACUUUUUGGUGAACGAAUCAGGCCAUCUCCGUAUAAGUUCAGUUUUCUCCAAGAUAGAAAAUGUGUAUUGGCUUGUGAGAAUAAAUACGCUGAACGGACUGAUGAUCAAAAAUUUUUGAAACGUUUAAUGAAAGGCAUAGCGUUAAAUUAUCAACAACAUUGGAUUGUGGAUAAUAUGCCGGUGACAUUAUGUUAUACAACUUCCCAACAAAAAGAAUUUUGUUCACGUGGCUUUCCUAUUGGUUGUUAUGUAACAAAAAGUGGUCUAUCAAAAGACUCGUGUAAUAUUCGAGACGGGAAAAACGAUACAUAUUACGUAUUCAACCAUUUAGAUUUCGAAAUAACAUAUCAUAGCGGGAAAGGUGAAACAUGGGGCGGUUCAUUUCAAGAUGACGGUGGUCGAAUAAUAGCAGCCAAAGUUCAAGUCAGCAGUAUAAAUUCUUCCAAUUGUGAUAGAACUGCUGAGCCAGUUAUGUUUCAAUCGAAUGCUAAAAAUGUUUUUAUUCCUUUCACAUAUUCAGUCACAUUUGUGAAAAAUAAUGAUAUUCGUUGGGCAAGCAGAUGGGAUUAUAUUUUAAAAUCUUUACCACAAACAAGAAUACAAUGGUUCUCAAUUUUAAAUUCAUUAGUUAUUGUCUUGUUUUUAAGUGGUAUGGUAGCAAUGAUUUUAUUACGAACAUUACACAAGGAUAUUGCACGAUAUAAUCAAAUGGUUGACGCUGAUGAAGCACAAGAAGAAUUUGGAUGGAAAUUAGUUCAUGGCGAUGUAUUUCGUCCCCCGCAAAAAGGAAUGCUCCUGGCUGUCUUAAUUGGGAAUGGUGUGCAAAUAACGAUUAUGUCUUUGAUUACGUUGAUAUUUGCCUGUCUGGGUUUUCUCUCACCAGCUAGCCGUGGUGCACUAAUGACUUGUGCUAUUGUGUGUUAUGUCCUUUUGGGUACGCCAGCUGGUUAUACGUCAGCAAGAUUAUACAAAAUGUUUGGUGGUGAAAGAUGGAAGAAAAAUAUUUUGAUGACUGCUUUAUCUUGUCCUGGAGUUAUAUUUGGCGUGUUUUUUAUUCUUAACAUCGUACUCUGGGCAAACGGAAGUUCAGCGGCCAUUCCAUUUUCAACAUUUAUAGCCUUAUUAGCAUUAUGGUUCUGCGUAUCAACACCAUUAGUAUUUGUUGGAGCUUAUCUUGGUUUUAAACGACCGGCACCGGAAAAUCCUGUCCGAACUAAUCAAAUUCCGCGUCAAGUACCAGAACAAACUCUGUACACCAAACCAUUACCCGGCAUAUUAAUGGGAGGAAUAUUGCCAUUCGGAUGCACAAUUGGAUUUCUUGCCUGCUUCUGGUUUGUCAGAACAAUUUACAACGUUGUUAGAGUGGAUUAAAGAAUUUCUCAUAAACAUUUUUGUACAUGUCUGUUUUUUUCUUUAAAUUAUGUUUGUUCGUCUUUUGUUUCUCAUUACUUAUUGUGUAGAACUCUACCUAAUUAUUCUGGGCGCUGACUUAACAAUGUAGAUAAUAAUCAAUGCAAUUUCAAUCAGAACAAACUGUUGUCAUCGUCAUCCUUUACGAUAUUUGUUCAGCUCAAGGGAAAUUGAAUAGCGGUCUUAAUAAAAUAAAAAUUAGGACGAUAAAUUGCAAUGAUGAUCGAAUAGAAGAGGGGUACGCACACAUGGUGAACUGUUUAAAUGCAUGUGUAUGUAAUCCAGUUUUAUUCCCUCUUGGUCAAGAUACGGUGUGUAUUCUGAAAAUUUAUUGCAUCUGCUAUUGAUUGAUGUACUUCAAAAGGCGUUACUUGAAAGCUGCACGUUUGCACCGGGAUGUAGCGGAUUCAACGAAUAUCCCUACAACGGCUCUCGUCGGGAUGAAAUACUUUUUGGAAAUAGAAUCUUUCAUCUUUUGAGCUCGGAUUUGAGAAUUUUAGCCAGUAAAUUUGAAUUUCCCACACCAAAGUUUGAAGUGCAUCAAUGUCAGUAUAGCAGAUGCACUGGCCGUUCAUACCACACAUCAAUAAGUUCCUUUCAAUCUGAAAAUUCAUUGACAAUGGUCUUGUCAACUCAAACUUUAUUCUGAAAAAAUCGUAGUGUGGACAGGUUAAGAUAAGCUAGGAGCAAACGCUGGGAACAUACUUGUUGAGAUAUGGAAAACUGUAGUUAGGAGGAUAUUUUAACAUUUUUUUUAUUAACAAAGUAAUUAACUUAAUAACAAAUUAUUAAAGUUUUUAACAUUUAUUUUUGAACUUGACACUUUUUGGUGUGUUUUUUUAUG